Molecule: messenger RNA, 5338 nt
Organism: Neolamprologus brichardi
Lineage: Eukaryota; Metazoa; Chordata; Actinopteri; Cichliformes; Cichlidae
Source: RefSeq, a predicted model, not a curated record
AUAUAAAUAUGGAUAGUUAUUGGGUAAAGUUAUUGCAAAAGUCAAAAGGUUUGGUUUGUCUGAUGGCUCGACGUUAGUAAACCUCAACUAGCUAGCUACCUAUGUAGCAAGCUCGGCGGAAAACCUCUGACCGUUUCGAGAAAAAUAAACCGUGUCGUCUCUGCCGCUUUCAGUCAAAGAAGUCAGACAGCUUCGCGCAAAAAAGCAGCUAACAGAUGCGCUGCCCCUGACAACCUGCCUAACAACAGGACGGACAAGCCAAAGAGUCACGAUGGAGCAGGUCGUCGUUUCGGAAGUCUUGCAAAGUAGUUGGGGGAACUUGUCGCAGUGGCUUCAUCCCAACGUGCUGCCUGGAUUACCACACAGAAGUGGAACAAUAGUCUCCUGCAGCAGAAACACUAGCAGGCCUGAGGGCCCCAGUGGUGUGACUGAGAAGAUGGACAGGAUGAAGAUCAUCAAGCGGAGGCUGUCCAUGUCUCUACGCAGCGCUCGGCCCGUUGAUGACUCUCUGUCCGAACUUGCAGAACAGAUGGCCUUGGAUGAGGCAUCCACAGCUAGGGACAAUGAGCCCAUGGUGGUGUGCUCUGUACACCCUCCCGCCUCCCAUAGCGCUCCCUCCUUCCUGCGUCAAUAUGCCGGUCAUCUGGGCCGCACCGCCCUGCGCAGAGAGCCAGGUGGGGGGCUAGAGCGAGACAGAGCCUUCCUGAGCCUGCACAGGACUGGUUUCACAGGCAUUGUCCAUGAAAAUGUGAAGAUGGGUUCAGAUGGGGAGAGUGACCAAGCAUCCGGGACGUCCUCUGAUGAGGUUCAGAGUCCAGUGAGGGUCCGUAUGAGGAACAAUCACCAUCGGCGCAUCUCUAAUGAGGACAUAAACAAACGUUUGUCUCUCCCAGCUGAUAUCAGGCUACCAGAGGGCUACUUGGAGAAGUUUGCCAUGAACAGCCCGCCCUUUGACAAACCCAUGAGCCGCAGGCUACGACGCGCAUCAUUGUCUGAGAUCGGCUUUGGGAAACUUGAAACCUACAUCAAACUGGACAAACUAGGAGAGGGGACCUAUGCGACAGUAUUUAAGGGGCGAAGUAAGUUAACAGAUAACUUGGUCGCCCUGAAAGAGAUCCGCCUGGAGCACGAGGAGGGCGCGCCCUGCACCGCUAUCCGAGAAGUGUCUCUACUGAAAGACUUGAAGCACGCCAAUAUUGUCACUCUCCAUGACAUUAUCCACACUGACAAGUGCCUAACACUCGUGUUUGAGUAUCUGGAAAAAGACCUGAAGCAAUAUAUGGACGACUGUGGGAGCAUCAUGAGCGUCCACAAUGUCAAGGUAAUCUAGAGUAUUACAAGCGGUCAGUAUGGAAAAAUGGAAAAUUUGAAAAGCUGUUACAGAGUUUGGAUGUGACAUCUUCUCACAGGUUCACAGGUGGUGCCCACAUUACUGUAUUUUUAUGAACUAGUCUCACUAUUUAAAUCAGGUUUGGCUCGAGCUAAGUCGGUACCUACGAAGACCUACUCAAACGAAGUUGUGACAUUAUGGUACCGACCACCAGAUGUGCUGCUGGGCUCCACUGAGUACUCCACACCCAUCGACAUGUGGGGUGUGGGCUGCAUCUUCUAUGAAAUGAUCACAGGCAGACCUCUCUUCCCUGGAUCAACUGUGGAGGAUGAGCUUCAUCUCAUCUUCCGCAUCCUUGGUACUCCCACAGAAGAGACCUGGCCUGGUAUCACCACCAGUGAAGAGUUUAAGACAUACAACUUUCCCCGCUACCACGCAGAACCCCUUGUGAACCACGCACCCAGGAUAGACAACGAAGGUCAUGACUUGCUCUCAAAACUCUUACAGUUUGAAGCGAAGAAGCGGAUAUUGGCUGAGGAUGCUCUCAAACACUCUUAUUUCAAAUGUCUUGGAGAACAGGUUCAGACUCUGGCUGACACUGCAUCCAUCUUCUCUGUGAAAGGGAUUCAACUCCAGAAAGAUCCCGGGAAGAGAUCCUCAGUCUACCCAGAGUCAUCGAUGGCCAAUAAGCUAGGCUCCGCACCCUCGCAGUACUUCCAGAGAGAGGCAGCCAAUCCCAGGGCUCAGAGUCACAAUCUCUCCUCUACUUCCACUGGCUGAGUGGCCCUACUGUUCUGCCCAAGGGAAGAGCAGGAGGCAGAGUGUGCUGUUUUAGUGCCGGCGAUGAUGAGGAGGACACGUGGAGCUUGUCAUCCACUGACCCUGCCGCCUACACACUGAAGGAGUGACACACACGCACCCUGCCACAUAAAUACAUACUGACAGGAAAAAAAAGACACACACAGACACACACACACUGCAAAAUGACAACAAACCCACACAAAACUAAGGCUGAAGAUUUCAUUCUUAAAAAUAAAGACUCGGCUCAAACCCAAACAUAAAAAAGAGAAAAAAAAUGUGUGUGAUGCUGGAAGAAAAGUCGGAGAGUAUAUGAGUCUCCUUGCUGCUGCUACUACUGCUGCCCAGUAUGGGGCAGUGUUCAGGAUGUGAGCUGACUUUUAAAACAGACCUUGCUGUUUGAGGACGAAGGCGUCUCGAACGGACUUGAAUGAAAAGAAAAGAAAGAGAAAGGUGGAAGCCCGACUUUCUCUUUCAUGUUGUUUCUUUCAGACUAUUGCUGUAUAUAAAGAGACUGAGCUGUAGAACUAGAAGCUUUUUCAUGCCACACCUCAGCCUGAAUCCAAACUCUAAAUAUUGCACCUCAACUCUGAACCCUUGCCUGAUCUCUCAGCCCUUUAUUACAUAACCCUUAAAUGCAAUCAGUCUCUGCUUUUCUGUCAUUGUCCGUCUUUCUCUUAAAAACACGCUCACAUGCUGACACAUGAAAGUGUGUAGAUCGUUGGAGUUUACAGAGGUAGAUUUUUGCACCUUAUUGUUCAUUAGAGGUCCGGGUGGCUGUCAUUAUGAUACCUCAUCAGUCACUGAAGCAGAGUAGGACGUUAAGUACACACCAGUGAUGUUGAAAUGAAGAAGACCCAAACAGAUAAACCAAAAAACAACAAAAAAAGUUAAGCAAUUCACCACAGAUAUGUUGCACAAAUCGUUACUGCAGUUAAAACACUCAGCAAUCCACACACCAGUAGUAGACAUAAGUUAUAUUUGUCACGUUCUUAUAUGCUGUAAAGAGCACUACGAGAUGCUCCUGUUUCUAUACACGAGGAAGUUAUCGUUGAAGGGAGGUAAAAGUGUACAAAUCCUAACCUGCUCAUUAUUAGACACCUCCCUCCUCUUUGCCUUGACUCAGAAGUUGUCUGGAUUUGUUGUCUGGUGUGCAGGUAUUAAUGUUGAGCUCUUCUACAAGAUGUGAUCAAAAGGUCCUGAGGACAUGUCCAUAAAAAUCCAAAGCUGGCCAAUCUCGCGUUGGACCGCUUCCAGCGCAGUGCAGAGGUGCACAGGAAGCUGUCUCACUGGAGGUCCAGUUCUGUUAGCCCCAUACCUGCGCCUCCAUGAUUCCAUGGAUCUCCUUAAAGCGGCGACCCUUCAUCCACGGCGAUUGUGCUGGUUAGCCAAGACGUGAUGGUACACUGGUAUGCAGUUCAGAUGGACUCCCCAUCAGGCUCCUCAGGACGUUACAGUAGAACAUUACAGUAGGAAACUCCCAGUCUCACUCCUCUGACACGCUGCCUUCAACACUCCUUUUAAAAGCUGCAGACCCGGGUCUCAUCUUCAGGGUUGAUCCUUCGCACAACAUCCGUGUCAGUUUGAAACAGAAGUUUAUAUUUUCUAUCAGAAGUUUUUAGUCCAUGGUGCAAUCUCAGAGUGCACACUGUGUGGUCAGAACGAGACUUCAGUGCAGCGAUCACAAAGCUGCGAUGGAGGCUGAUUGCACACAUGAUGACCUGUAUGGGUAAAUUUUAUUCUGGACAUUUGACUUUUAUGCACAGGCUCUCAGAACAUUUUGAUCACACCUCGUAUUUGCACCCAAUUUUGCCUCUUUAGAUCAUGAGUGGAUCAUCCCCACUUUUCCAUCCCAACUCUGUAUUUUUUUAAGUUGUAUAUAUGAUCAUAUGUGUUACUUGUCGGAAGCAAAGAUAAUUCCAGGAUGCUGUUCUCAGUCUUUACAGUAGGUGACUGGCUGGGGACGUGUUGCACAUUCCUUGAGCUCAGGACUUAUUCCUUGUGUUGUUUUGUGGAUGCUGUGUUAGGUACAGAUGGUCUUGUAUGUCCCUGAUAGAAGUGGCCUGAAACCCUUUGCAAAGCUGGCUUCAAUUGUAUGCAAGGUACAAUUGAUCAGCAUCAACCUGUCGACUUCUGUCACUCGUUCUCUGUUUAUUUGACCCAGAUGUUGAUGUUAAGAGACUAACUUACCCAUGUCUAUUCUUGCCAUCUCUCUAAGCAUGUUUCUGUAUUGAACACCAGUGGUUUUAAUUGGUAUAUGAAAUAGCUGCUGCUGGAGAAGGAAUACCUCCUUUAAAUUUUGCAUGAGACAUUAUGACCUUAUCGCGUGAUCUCUACACCAAACACCAUCUGGAGACCGUACACGAAGACAGAAGUGUGUGCAGGCAGCACUGGGACUAGAUAGUCUGACUUAUCCAAUACGUGUGUAAUACAGCAGAAACUGUCGUGUAGCCCGUCUAACUGGCUGAGUAUUUAACAGGAAGCGCUCAGACACUGUUGUUUCAUGCUGUUAUUACUACAGGCUGCCAUAAAAGAAAAAUAGGACCAAAGUAAGUCCUCCAAGCACCAGGUGUUCAAGCACACAACAGUUUCACGCACCCAAACCUGCUGUUAACAUGUACUGUAUCUGUGAGAUGGCCUGUGGUUUUAGUUUGGGUUCUCCUGUACCUCGGGCACUGACACGGUCAGUUCUGCAUCUUUCUUUUGAUUGAACUGAUUCAGAAAAUGAUCACAUGUCAGUAACUGUCAGAAGGACUACUUAUUUUCCCAGAGUGUGACAGUAUGUAGCAUGUACAUAGAUGGUCCCCCACUCUGUAUAUACUAAAGUGUACAGGUUUGAUACAGCUAUUAACACUCUGGCUUUUUUUUGGGGGGGGGGCUUUUCUUCAGUCAUAGCAAUAUUUCUGUAAUCAAUAAAGCCAUGGUACUAGGAUGGGUAUGAUUGCAUUGUGUUUAUUUAGGAAGGCGUGAGAGACUGUGACUGAUCAGACUGUGACAUAACUUAUCACAGGUUGUUUUCUGUUUUACAUGCUGGAUCUAAAAGGCUGAAAUGAAGUAUCAUGUUGCAAAAUGAGUACAAGACACUGAUUAUUUUGAUUGAUUUUAUUUUAUGUUUUUCAAUCAAUGAAAGCCAUAAAGGUUAUAUAGAAGGACAGACCUUAAGAAGCAAAGAGGAUGUGUAUACCUAAUAAAAUAUUAAAAAUCAUCUAA